Osmia bicornis bicornis is the source of this 2457-nucleotide messenger RNA. RefSeq names its product trypsin-1-like. Gene Ontology annotation, molecular function: serine-type endopeptidase activity. The record is from RefSeq and is a predicted model, not a curated record. The transcript has 7 exons. Lineage: Eukaryota; Metazoa; Arthropoda; Insecta; Hymenoptera; Megachilidae. Gene Ontology annotation, biological process: proteolysis. Bases 238 to 1161 code for a protein of 307 amino acids.
GCUUCCCACAUCAUAAAAUCAUUCGUACGCGUCUAAAUUCGAAAUUCUGAAUUCGAAAUUUCGAUUCACAUUGCAAUUUAGAUUGAUACGUGAACCUUAUAUGACGUAUAUUGUCUGGGUAAUCCCAGAUUCACGUUUUUUUCGGCGGAAAAACUAUGGAUACGCGCGUUAUCUAAUCUAAUCGAUAAGCAACUCAAUAAAUUGUUCGAUCGUCCAUUAUCUUAGCCAGUGGGCAGCAUGGCUUCCUUCGUACUGGUAGUGGCGCUGAUGUUGGGAGUGGUUUAUGGUGAAACGGAGACCACGUUGAACUCUUAUCAAAACGUGGAGUGGGUGAGUUACAGUUUAACCGGGCGAAUAGUGAAUGGAACCAAGGCGGCACUCAGACAGUUCCCUUAUCAGGUGUCGUUGAGGCGCAGCUACAACUCCGCACACUUCUGCGGAGGAUCACUGAUAGGCGAACGGCAUGUCCUCACCGCAGCCCAUUGCAUGUACCUCUAUGGCUCUGUAAUACAACCAUGGUCGAUCAUGGUCGUUGCUGGAGAAUUGAAGCUCGAUAAACAAACUUCCACUGGUCAGAGAAGAGGGGUGCAGAAGGUUGACGUUCAUUCAGAGUUCGAUACAGAUACUCUGCAGAACGAUGUUGCAAUACUCACUCUUAGUGUGCCUUUUAAGAUGACGGAUGAGGUGAACAUCGCACCUCUAGCAACUGAUACAAGCGAACCGAAUACAUAUUGUGAGGUGGCUGGAUGGGGUUAUCCGUCGGAAGAUGAUCGAACGGUAAGCAAUCAUCUUAUGUACGUGAGUCUGCCAUUACUGAAAGUCGAUACGUGUCGGGAACUUUUGUCACACGUGACGGACAUGCUGCCAGGAAUGAUGUGUGCUGGAUUCAUGGAAGGGCAAAAAGAUGCUUGCGGGGGAGAUUCUGGAGGUAGUCUGACUUGCCAGGGGAUGUUAGCCGGUGUCGUUUCCGGUGGAGAUGGUUGCGCCCGUCCUCGAGUACCUGGUGUUUAUUCGGACGUCGCUUUCUUCCGGAAAUGGAUAGAUGAACACACAGAAUCGUCUGUUGUGCUCGAGGCUAACACGUCUAGUGGAGAUAAAACGGCCAACGCAUCCUUUUUACCUUUUGUUGUUCUUUCCAACAUGUUACUAAAACGCCUUUAAGAUGUAAUUUUUAAUUUAGUUUUCCGGUGAUAGUUAUAAGAAAUAUAUAUAUAUCUCUUAAUAAAUAAAAAAAAUAUAUAAGUAUAUGCAGGGUGUCCAAGUAUUGACGGUACAACCGUGAUGGGAAUGAUUCUACACGAGAAAAUAAGUUGAAAAUAUGGAAUAAAUUUUUUUCAUUCGAGGCUUUGUGUUCGAAAAAAUCAGCUUUGAAUUUUCUUUGAGUACGCAUACACUUGUGAGAAACUCAGUUGUGUAUGCAGUACGGUGGUCAACAUUUUCAACAAUUUGUGCAUUAAUACUUUCAACUUAUUUUCUCAUGUAGGAUCAUUCCCUCUAUGGUUAUGCCAUCAAUACUGGGACACCAUGUGUAUAAAAAGAAAAAAAAGAAAAAAUAAAGAAAGAAAAAGAAAAAAAAAACAUUGAAAUAUGUAAAGAAAAAAAAAGAAAAAAAUAUAAUUUGACUAUCGGUCUUCAGUUAGGACCAACGUCGUUCCCUGCCCGUUUCCUACCCAUGAGGUAAAAUUGUGCCACAUGAAGUAUGACGUUUUCAACCCUUUCAUCGCGACCCCUCGAAACUGGUGGCUGGCAGGUUCGAUUAUUUAACCGGCUAGACGUGUACGGUGGAUGACUUUUCGGCGGUUAGCUCGCUUUCACGGGCAAAGGCCACGCCAGAAAUGGGAACGUAGAACGCAAAGGGAGGCCGUGUGUUCCGCUUUGAUCUCGAAUGGAAAAGCCUCCGUGUAAAGGGAGACGCGCAAAAAGCUCGUCGCUACUUAAUACGUGGCUCGACAGGAUGAUUGUAGCUCGAGAAAACGUGUAUUAACGGUAUUGCCUGGUAACCAAACGUCGAUGAUGUUUGAAGGAUAUCGCGUUCCACGAUUCCGGAACGUUUCCGCUGAACGUCACCGAUCUUCAAAGGAACGCCGGGCUCGAGAUAUUAUAAGAAAAUAUUUGUCCACGCCUAGGCGAAGGGGAAACGUUGCGAAGAACCUACGAACCCAGCCAAUUACUAGAUCGCUGCUGAAGUAAUGGGGGUCUUCGUGGAAUGAAGCAGAGAAUGCGACAGGGGUGGAACGAUCGAUCCCGACCUUCUUAUUGCGAUUGCUGUUGUUUUUCCAGGAAAAAAUCAAUUUCUACCAUUAAUCGUGAUUCGAAAUGUUCGACAUAGUCUGCGAAAUUUUAAGUAUUUGUGGUAAGAAUUAAUUCUAGCGGAAAAUUAUUUACUAACUGUCUUCGGGUUGAUGGAACUUAUUACAGCACGUUGUAAGAUCAAUUAUAAGCAUGAUCGAAACAUCA